AUGUCAGAUUUAGAGAAGGGUGCCGAUAAAAUACAGCAUGAUCUAGAAAUUAAUGUGUAUAAUAUUGAGGCACCAGCAAUCGAAGUUGUUUUUAUCAUACAAAGUCAAGGCACAAAAUAUCACAGUGAAUUAAGUAGAAAUCUAAAAGAGAAUAUUAUCAAACAAUCAGUGGAAUUACAACCGAAGUACAGAAUCCAAGUACAUGUACUGCAUGAAAUAUUAAAUUACCCAGGAGGCUGGACAAUACACAAUUUAAUACCACAACUAAUGCUGCUGCAAAGCAAAAGUCACGUGAACACCAUGGAGAAAAACACAAAUGAACAAAAAUAUAUGGAAGUAAUCAAUGAUAACACAAGAUGGAUUGUAUUUUGUGAGGAGAGGACAAGAGUUAAAGUGAAACUACUAAUGGAUAAAUUAAAGCAUGAGAAUCAUACACAGCAUUUGUAUCUGGGAAAACCUUUAUAUGAUCGUGAACCUACAAUCAUACAUCAUUUUGCAUUUUUUGAAAAUCCCAAAUGGUUUCCAUAUCCAAUGCUGAGUGCUGGUGUCGUAUUUAGUAUGAGAUUAUUCAAAAGUAUUGCCGACAUUUAUGCCAACCACAAUAAUAAGAAAUCAACAAUAUUACAUCGUUCGGAAUUUAGUAUUGAUGCUGCUCAUGAGCUGGCUCGUUUUAUUUAUGAUAAUGUACAGCUUCCAACAGUGACUAAAACAACAAUAUUUUUAAAAAAUAAUAAAAAUACUAAUAUAAAAAAUACAAAGACAUUUGUUGGUCAUCAAGAGAAAACUGCAACCACAAAUAAACCAACACAUACUACAACUCCGACUCAUGGUGACACUUCCAAUGCUGAAGUUACUACUACUAAUGUUUCUGACUUGUCGCACUCUGAUUUUUCUUCUACGACUAGGAGUAACAUCAACUCAAAAAAACAGAAAGUAAUGUUAAAGAAAGCUUCAUACAUUUGCCCUACGGCCACAUGGGAGUCCCAAGGCAUGAACAACAUAAAAAGUGACUAUAUCCGAACAAGCAACAAUAACAAUGAGGAUGACGCAUGUGCCAUGUAUGCAGAUCAAACUGCAAAUGCUGCAUCAUCUAUGACAUGUGCUCCCGUCAAUCGAGAAGAAAUAUAUUUUGCCGUUAAAACGUGUUCAAAAUAUCACCAUGAACGUUUGCCAAUAAUACAAAACACAUGGGCAUCUUACGCCAAACAUGUCAAAUAUUUUAGUGAUUUUCAAGAUGACACAAUACCAACAAUAAAUACUGGUGUACCAAAUGUUGAGAUGGGACAUUGUGCCAAAACAUUACAAAUUUUGAAAUUAGCUCUGAGGGAUAUUGAAAACUACAACACCAGACAGCAAAGUGUCCAUCACUUUAAUCCAAAAAAACAUGAGAAUCAUCAAAUACAAUGGUUAUUUCUCAGUGACGAUGAUACUUUAUUAAGCGUUUCAGGUGUUUGCCAAGUACUUGGAUGUUACAAUUCAAUGGAUGAUAUUUAUCUGGGUGAACGUUACGGGUAUCGUUUGCAUGCCCAGGAUGGAUUCAACUAUAUAACAGGUGGUGGUGGCAUUGCAUUCUCUCUGCCAGUGGUUAGACUUAUUUUGCAGCAAUGCUCAUGUCCUUCACCUUCAGCGCCGGAUGAUAUGAUUUUGGGCUCCUGUUUGCACUCAAUUCAAUUGCAAGCUAUUCAUUCAUCGCGGUUCCAUCAAGCUCGUCCCAACGAUUAUCCCUUUGAGUUAUGGAAACAAGAGCCACCUGUUUCAUUUCACAAAUUUUGGCAACUGGAUCCUGUUGAUGUUUAUAAUCAAUUGUUUGCUGCUCAAGACCGUCAACUCGUGGCUGAGGAAAAUCUUGUUCUCGAAAAUCUCAUCGAUUUAGAUUUUAGUUCCAAGACCCGUAAACUUUUAGCUAAUACGGAAUCAUUGAAUUUAAAUGAGAUUCCUGUCUCCCUGGUGGCAUCGCUGCAUCAUUCAAAGGAGCGUCAUGUUGAUCUUUAA
Calliphora vicina (urban bluebottle blowfly) is the source of this 1992-nucleotide messenger RNA. RefSeq names its product beta-1,3-glucosyltransferase. Gene Ontology annotation, molecular function: acetylglucosaminyltransferase activity. The transcript is spliced from 8 exons. Gene Ontology annotation, cellular component: membrane. The record is from RefSeq and is a predicted model, not a curated record. Bases 1 to 1992 code for a protein of 663 amino acids. Lineage: Eukaryota; Metazoa; Arthropoda; Insecta; Diptera; Calliphoridae.